Messenger RNA from Sitophilus oryzae (rice weevil), 1089 nucleotides. RefSeq lists its product as uncharacterized. Gene Ontology annotation, cellular component: terminal bouton. Bases 155 to 625 code for a protein of 156 amino acids. The record is from RefSeq and is a predicted model, not a curated record. Gene Ontology annotation, molecular function: transmembrane receptor protein tyrosine kinase activator activity; protein binding. The transcript is spliced from 3 exons. Gene Ontology annotation, biological process: positive regulation of MAPK cascade. NCBI's taxonomy places the organism in Eukaryota, Metazoa, Arthropoda, Insecta, Coleoptera, Curculionidae.
AGCCCGCCACAUCGAGACGCAGCCCCACGAGCGUCGCAGCGCCCAGCAGCCCCCACCAGAGAGCAACAAGUGCCGUCGCGCGUCCAUGGUCCUCCUCCUGCGACGGCGGGAUGAUCACUUGAGCCUGAGCGCGUAGGGUGCGUGUGUAUGCGGCAUGAGGGCCGUGCUAGCGGCCGCCGCAGCCGCUGCACUGUGCGUGGUGUGCGUGGUGGCCACGCCGCAGCCCCGCAGAGACUCGCCGUUCCGCGGCUGGCAGAAGCGCCUAGAUCAGAUGCCGCCGGCGGCUCCCAACUCAGAUUAUGCCUCAGAUUUCCAGCAACACUUGCCGCAAAUCUCGGCCGCUAAUUCGCAGCUCAUGCUGCGAUCGCCGCGCGGCCAGCGCCAGUACGAUGUCCCCCAAAUAGAAUGUCCCCCAGCGGCCGAUGGUAUGGAAAGGUUCGCUUGUCCCACGCCAGACAGACAAGGCCGCUAUCACUGCAUAGAUGACCACGUGCUCUGCGACGGUUUCAUUGAUUGUCCGUCAGCGGAGGACGAAGACAGACAAGCAUGCAUGUUUUACAAAACGACGAAAGCACAUCUAGACGUACUUGCGGACGCACUACUGCGAUGGGCGCGGGGGCGCUAAACACCACCACCCCCCUCAGGCUCGCCGGGGGCGUCCCCGCCGCCCCUCACGGCGCAGCGCUGACGCCAUCUCCGGGCCCCAAAUCCGCCCAAUAUCGUCGUCUAGUAUACUUUCAGAGAGCAACAAGACUUCGCUAGCCUCAGUUGCUAGUCGUGUAGUUAAUUUUUAUUUUUUUCGUUUUUAAUUCGGCGACCCCCCAUCAUACUAUACCCACAACCCCUUCAAAAUCAUAACCUCACUCUAUUAGGGCUCGUAUGCACCGUUGUUGAAAAAAUGUAUUAUUGGACACCAUUGAAUAAAACGAUCAAGGGAGGAGUAUAUGAAGGAUAAAGGUUGAUACUCACUAUAACUUCCAUAUCAGCUUCCUUCCGUUUCCCUUCCUUUUACAUAAAAUAUUAUGUUACGUAAAUGAAUAGGACAAUGCACACUAUCCGUUCCGUUUUCCUUCCGUUCAAUAUUCUUUC